UUAAAGAAGAUGACACAGUUAAAGAGGAUGACACAGUUAAAGAGGAUGACACAGUUAAAGAGGAUGACGUGGUUAAAGAGGAUGACGUGGUUGAAGAGGAUGACGUGGUUGAAGAGGAUGACGCGGUUGAAGAGGAUGACGCGGUUAAAGAGGAUGAUGUGGUUAAAGAGGAUGAUGUGGUUAAGGAGGAAAGUAUGGUUAAAGAGGAAAGCAUAAUUAAAGAAGAAGGUAUAAUUAAAGAGGAAGGUAUAGCUAAAGAAAAUAUCGUUAGCGAAAAAGAUUAA
Cetraspora pellucida is the source of this 284-nucleotide messenger RNA. Lineage: Eukaryota; Fungi; Glomeromycota; Glomeromycetes; Diversisporales; Gigasporaceae. The record is from the annotation of a GenBank genome assembly.